AUGCGGAUCGCGCUGGCGCAGUCCCUCUUUGUGCAGCCAGACUUGCUCCUCCUGGACGAGCCCACCAACCACCUGGACGUCCACGCCGUUACGUGGCUGGAGGAGUUCCUCAAGACCUGGGAGAAGACGGUGGUGGUCGUAUCCCACGACAGGUGCUUCCUGAACAACACCACCACCCACACCAUUUUCCUGCACCGCAAGAGGCUUUGGUACUACGGCGGCAACUACGAGACUUUCCUGAGAGUACGUGCCGAGCAGCGCACCAACCAGGAGGCGAUCGCCCAGCAGCAGAAUCGGAAGGUGGCUCACUUGAAGCAAUUCAUCCAGCGCUUCGGGCAGGGGCACAAGAAGAUGGCGAAGCAGGCAGGUUGA
Messenger RNA from Effrenium voratum, 372 nucleotides. The record is from the annotation of a GenBank genome assembly. NCBI's taxonomy places the organism in Eukaryota, Dinophyceae, Suessiales, Symbiodiniaceae.